GUCUGAACUGAGUGCGACACAGGAAGAUCCGCAUUACGACUGCUGGUGAAGUGUUGCCAUAACAGGCAGGUGGCUAACGCUAAUGUUUGCUAACUAAUUAGCAGGAUAGGUGUCGUGUGUGUGUGUGUGUGUGUGUGUGUGCGCGCGGGUGUUCCAGUCUGAACCAUGGAACAGUGUGCCUGUGUUGAGCGGGAGCUGGAGAAAGUGCUUCAUCGCUUCGUGAUGUACGGCCACCAGUCUGAGGAGAGGCUAGACGAGCUCCUGCGCAGUGUCUGCGAGAUACGAGGACAGCUAGUUGCUUUUGGAGUACAGGAUGCAGACUUGUCAGUCCUAUCUCAGACCAUGGCACAGUGUUGUAAGAAUAUCAAAGAAACAGUGCAGAUGCUAGCCUCCCGACACAAGGACAUCCAUGGCAGUGUGUCAAAAGUGGGCAAAGCAAUUGACAGGAAUUUUGAUGCCGAAAUCAGUGCUGUGGUGGCAGAGACGGUGUGGGACACCCCAGAGAGACAGAAAUAUUUGAGUGAGACAAUUGUGGAGCACCUUUACAGACAAGGAAUGCUCAGUGUAGCCGAGGAUCUUUGUCAGGAGUCUGGUGUAGUUAUAGAUAUGAGUAUGAAGCAGCCUUUCCUGGAGCUGAACAGAAUCCUUGAAGCUCUAAGGAUGCAGGACCUCAGGCCGGCACUAGAGUGGGCUGUGUCGAAUCGACAGCGCCUUUUGGACCUAAACAGCAGUUUAGAGUUCAAGUUGCACCGCUUGUACUUCAUCAGCCUGCUCAGCGGGGGAAUCAACAACCAAAUGGAGGCCUUGCAGUAUGCCAGGCACUUCCAACCCUUUGCCUCUCAGCACCAGAGAGAUAUUCAGAUCCUGAUGGGCAGUCUGGUGUACCUGCGUCACGGCAUCGACAACUCUCCGUACCGCACUCUGCUGGAGACAAACCAGUGGGCCGAGAUCUGUAACAUCUUCACCAGGGAUGCCUGCGCUUUACUGGGUCUCUCUGUAGAGUCUCCGCUCAGUGUUAGUUUUGCAUCGGGCUGUAUGGCCUUGCCAGUGCUGAUGAACAUCAAGCAGGUGAUCGAGCAGAGACAGUGCAGCGGAGUCUGGACGCACAAAGAUGAGCUGCCUAUUGAAAUCGACCUUGGGAAGAAGUGCUGGUACCACUCUGUGUUUGCCUGCCCGAUCCUCCGACAGCAAACCUCCGAGAGCAAUCCUCCCAUGAAGCUCAUCUGUGGGCACGUCAUCUCCAGAGAUGCCCUCAACAAACUGACUAAUGCUGGAAAGUUGAAAUGUCCGUACUGCCCUAUGGAGCAGAAUCCAUCACAUGCCAAGCAGAUCUACUUUUGAUACCGCACAUUUCUUCACAAGUAAGGAUGAAGUUCCCUGGAGCUGUUCGCAUUUCCAGGACCAUUUGCUCUGGCCCUUUCCCUCUGUCCCUGGCCUCUUGCCCUUUUUAUUCUAAGCAUUACGGUUGAGUCCCAGUGCUCCUCUGGACAGCCUUGGGCUUCCCGCCACCCACCUCGGACCCUCCAACUUUGCGUAGUAUACAGAGUCCAGCAGGGAUGGUCCAACUACAACCUGUAGUCAAGAGAGGAGUCUCAAUGUCAGUACUGAGAGCAUCCUCGCAAAGAGGCACCUCCUGAAAAGGUGCAUUCAUUGAAACUCAUUUGCAGACACCUGCAGAGUUAUAGGCUUAUCUUUCUCAAGUAUGUAAUACUUUAUAGUGGUAUUUUCUUCGACUUUAUAAAAAUGUUUGAGUUGGAUGACUGCUUCUUUUUUUUUUUUCUUUCUCUCCUUUGUGACAGAAGCAGCUGAAUGAUUAUGGUCAGAUGAGUGGGGGGAAAUGGUUUAGCUUUUCAAAAUGGUAAUAAAAUUCUAUGAAACAUGAAGAAAACCCACAAAAACAAACAGUCGAAGGUCUAUUAUUUGCUGGUGAAGGGAUCUGCGGGGGAUGCUCUUGAACCGAACUCUUGAUCGGGACCCAUUGUUUCUCCCAUGAUGUAAUAAAGGCCUCACAUAGCUUGAAAGUCAGUGUUGGCCGAUGAAACCAUUUGAGCAGCAAAACAAUUCACUCAUCAAUGGUGGAACAGCUUUUUUUUUUUUUUUUGUGACUGACUGCACCAGCGAGAUUUUCCUCAUUGUAGAAGCUAUUUGUCUUGUUCUAUGUAUGUAUUUAACAAACAAAAAGGAAAACAAAAAAUAUAUACUACUGUGAAAUGUGCUUUUGUUUCUAUUUUUCAUUGCAACCGCAAAAACCGCUCAUGUAAAAUAGCAAAUCAAACGGAACGCGCAUAAUUGGCACUACAGCGCAGCGCUCAAGACAAAGGACUCGACAGUUCAUGUCCCGGGCGGGCCAUCACCCCACUGCUCAGCAUUGUGUAGCCUAAGCUCGCCAGCCAUGUGGUUUGGAGAUGUGAAGUGGCGUGACAGUAGCCGUGCGCUCUGACUUGCAGUGACCGUGGGCUUAUGGUUCAGCUUUAUCCGUCGUGGGUGGGAGGACUCCUCUGAUCAUUUGUGGCCGUUUAAUAAACACUUCGAUAAUGCUGCUGCUGCUGCAUAGCUUUUAUUUGAGAUGGAGUCAAAAUAGAAACAUUUAAAAUCCAUACAUUUCCUCAGGGCUCAUCGUAACAAGUUCACAUCACAUUUUUCAUUUCGUAUUAAAGUUGUACAUUUAUAUAAGGAGGCUUGAACAAAGGUGACACAUGCUACACUGCUGAGGUUAAUGGUUUGGAGUUUGUAUAUAUUAUUCAGAUACAGGCGUAACCCUUGUAAAGAAACGUGUCACAAGUCCAAAGUCAUUUGGACGCACCAUACAGUAUGUUUAGAUGAUCAAUAAUAAUAGUGCAAGUUCCCAGGGUGCUCUGGGAAAUGGUGAUGUCACCUCACACUGGUGAGGCUCAUUUGUUCAGCUCUCACUGAUGCAACGUUCACACUCAGUUCUAAGUCUGCGUUCAAGAAUAUUUUUUUCCAAAUCAGGGUUUCUUUUAGAAAUGAGUUAAAGCUCUUGUUGAAUUUGUGUGGACCUUCACGGACUUUCCUGUUUUUUCUUUCUUUGGUUGACAAUCAUACACUGCUUCUCGAGUUUUUCCUUUCAGCUAGCGCUCUGUACUUCUGCCCUGUUUAUUUUGUUGAAUGUUUGCAUUUCCUGCUUUUGCAACUUUCUUUUGUAAAUAUUUACCCUCUAACAUGUUUCAUAUACUUGCAUCUGAAAUAAAAAUAAAAGUGUAAACUCCAAGUCCUGGAGUAAUGGCA
Messenger RNA from Pungitius pungitius (ninespine stickleback), 3246 nucleotides. RefSeq names its product required for meiotic nuclear division 5 homolog B (gene rmnd5b). Gene Ontology annotation, cellular component: cytoplasm; nucleus; GID complex. The record is from RefSeq and is a predicted model, not a curated record. The coding region runs from base 166 to 1341 and encodes 391 amino acids. The transcript is spliced from 10 exons. Gene Ontology annotation, biological process: proteasome-mediated ubiquitin-dependent protein catabolic process. Gene Ontology annotation, molecular function: protein binding; ubiquitin protein ligase activity. Lineage: Eukaryota; Metazoa; Chordata; Actinopteri; Perciformes; Gasterosteidae.